Dendronephthya gigantea is the source of this 2224-nucleotide messenger RNA. RefSeq names its product SAGA-associated factor 29-like. Bases 98 to 1021 code for a protein of 307 amino acids. Gene Ontology annotation, cellular component: SAGA complex. The record is from RefSeq and is a predicted model, not a curated record. The transcript has 11 exons. Lineage: Eukaryota; Metazoa; Cnidaria; Anthozoa; Malacalcyonacea; Nephtheidae.
UUUCCUUACAAAAACAUGGCGGAAUAACGAGGAGCGAUAACUAUCUACAGACGCUUCAAUGGCGUCUUGCUUUUGAGUUUAUUUAAACACAUUCAUUAUGAGACGGACAAAGAGUACAGCGCCUAGCGGUAUAAAUUCUGGGGGCAAUGCUGUCCCAAAAUUGUUAAGGGAACUCCAUCAACUUAUACAUCAAAUUCAGGAUGAAAGAAACCGCAAUGAACAUACAUUAACCAAUGUCUCCAAAACCCAUGAACGUAUGAAAUCUGAGGCAAAAGUGUCAUCUUAUUUUAAAAGUAAAUUGAAAGGGCUAUAUGGUGCAGCCAUUGCAGACUGUGAGGCUGAAGCAGAUCUUAUCAGAAGAGCUACUGAUAAAAUUGCAAACAUCCAAGCAUUAACAAAUGAAGGUGGUCAAGGUCGAAGCCAUGGGGAGGGGAGUAGCUUAGAGAUAGAGCCUAGUAGGAAAGCUGGGAUGAGAAGAGGUGUCCUUAUGACUAUACUUCAACAAAAUGCUGCUCAAUUGCCUAUGUUUAUGGGCAAACCAUCAGAGAACGUUCCACCAUUAUGCGGAUCAAUUCCACCUGCUCCAAACUACUUACCAGAUUCUGGAGAUCAUGUUGCUGCUCGUGUUAGAACACCAGACGGCGAGGAACAAUGGAUCUUAGCGGAAGUUGUUUCAUUCAAUUCAUCCACAAAUAAAUACGAUAUUGAUGACAUCGACGAGGAAGGUGGCAACAAGAAAGAGAGACAUCAUCUGAGCAGACGAAGAUUUAUACCAUUGCCAAAGAUGAAAGUGAAUCCGUUAACGCAUAAACAUGCUUUGUUUCAAAAGCAAGAGUUGGUUCUGGCUUUGUAUCCUCAGACAACUUGUUUUUAUCGUGCUCUUAUUGAUGAGCCUCCAUCGAGGCCCCAGGAUGACUAUUCCGUAUUGUUUGAAGAUACUUCAUACCCUGAAGGAUACUCCCCGCCAUUGUGUGUGGCACAAAGAUACGUGGUUACUUCAAAGGAAAACAAGCGAAGAUGAAAUCAUUGUAAAAUUUUGUACAUAAUAAAACUUUCUUAGAGAUCUGAAAACGAGGACGCAUGGUGUGAAUGUAAAUGAGUGACAAUUCGGAAUUACAAAAACACCCAAAACACCCAUUGGAGCUAAUCUGGCUAAAUGAACACUUGGACAGAAUCCCAGGGAUGCUAUUGCUUGCAACCACCAGGGGUAAUGGGGGAAAGGAUGUGCAUAGGAUUGCAUUGCACAGCAAAAAAUGGAAAAUCAACUGGUAAAAAACACCCAGACACAGAAAUCAUUCAACAAAGAGAAUAAGAGAAACCACAAUAAGAGGAAGUUCAACUGGCAGUGCUUUUCAAACACCUUUAGUGUGCAAAAUCCAGUAUUCUGCAGACUCCAAGAACUUAACAGUUUUUUAAUUAAGUUGCACACAUUUUAGGCACGAAAUUGCAACUUUUCUGUGAAUUCUAAAAGUAACCUAGAAACCAGGGCAUUAUUGUUUUUGCUGCCCAAAGAUCCUGGGUAAAAGAUUGUAAAUUCAAAUAUCUUGGGAUAUUUAUUGGUGAAGACACCUUGAGAGUUCGAAGCAGGUGUGUUGUCUAAAUGUUAAGGUCUUCAGAAGUUCAGAGUAUUUCCCCAUUUUCUGUGCUUAAUUUCCAUUAAUAACAUUCUAUUCAAACUCCAGUCUCCAACAUUACAACAAGUUUAUCUAUUAAGCUGAGCCCUCUCUGAGGCAGGCAAACAUUGAUAAGCAUCAUCUAGCAAACCAAAAACUGAAAAAGAUGUGUUUUCAUUUGUCAUAAAUAAGCUUCUUCACAAACCUGUUUCAAACUGCAAAAAAGUUUCAUAAAAACCUGCUUUUUUUGUUUUAACAUUAAUUGCAUGAACAAAACUUAACUAAAACUUCAAUAAAGACUUUUGUUUUGCAACCCUUGUCUUAACAGGGAUUGUGGGACAACUGAAAAAGGAAGUCCAUUAACUUUACUAUUAAUUCCACACAGCUGUUGCUUUUCAAAAUCAAAAAUUUUCAAUUCCUAUUUCUCGGCAUUUUUUUGAAAUUUUAGUAUUUUUACAAAUUCUAUGGAAAUUUAUCUGGUUUCACACAAAAUCAUUCCAAAAUAGUACGUACCUUCAAAUGAGGCACAUAAUUAGCGCAAGAAAAAUAUUCUUGAAGCAUUUCUUCGACGACAAAAUUUCAGUUUUUCUGCUCUAGAAAUAAAACUACAA